Amyelois transitella is the source of this 6718-nucleotide messenger RNA. It is a transcript of the gene Tomosyn, whose product is annotated as syntaxin-binding protein 5. The record is from RefSeq and is a predicted model, not a curated record. Bases 20 to 3871 code for a protein of 1283 amino acids. The transcript has 27 exons. Gene Ontology annotation, molecular function: GTPase activator activity; syntaxin binding; myosin II binding. NCBI's taxonomy places the organism in Eukaryota, Metazoa, Arthropoda, Insecta, Lepidoptera, Pyralidae. Gene Ontology annotation, cellular component: plasma membrane; SNARE complex; cytoplasm. Gene Ontology annotation, biological process: regulation of exocytosis; regulation of protein secretion.
CCGCGUUCGGUGAUUCGCGAUGAAGAAGUUCACUUUCAAGGGGGUUCUGGACGGGUUCCGCAGCUCGGUGCAGGCGGCGCCGCGCGGGAUCGAGCAGGAGAUCCAGGAAACGCUGCGUCCAGACCACUUCCAGAUUAAAAAGACCUUCCGGCAUGGGUUCCCGUUCUCACCCACCGCCCUGGCCUGGGACCCAAUACAGAAAUUAUUGGCCAUUGGUGACAAAGGCGGCAAUCUCAGGAUACUGGGCGGGCCGGGCGUCGACGCUCACGUGCGUCACGAGGCGGGCGAGGCGGUUCUUCACGCCAAGUUCCUCAUCAACGAGGGAGCCCUGGUCACGGCCACGGCGGACGACCAGCUCCACCUGUGGACCUUCAGGCAGAAGCUGCCGCAGAGGGUCCAGUCGCUCAAGUUCCAACGGGAGAGGAUCACAUGUCUGCACCUGCCUCUGCAGUCGAAGUGGGUACAUGUGGGGACAGAAAGAGGCAACGUACACGUGGUCAACAUCGAGACCUUCGCCCUCAGCGGGUACGUCAUCAACUGGAACAAGGCCAUCGAAGUCACGAGACAAAAUCACCCCGGUGCAGUGGUGGAGAUCAGUGACAAUCCCCUGGAUGCCAGCAAGCUGCUGAUAGCGUUCGAGACGGGCCUAGUGGUGGUAUGGGACCUGCGAGCGCGGGCGGCGGAAUGGCGCGGCGCCCUUGGCUCCGGCGCGCCCGGGGACGGCAUCCGGGCGGCCGCGUGGCAGCAGGACGGCAAGCUGAUGACGGCCCACGUGGACGGAGCGCUGGCCACGUGGACCACAAGGGCGCCGAGGCCCACGUCAUUGUCUUACCCGCAUGCGAAAGCGAACAAAGACGGGAAGCUGGAACCUUGUAAACCUAUACUCAGGCUCGAGUGGAAGACGUCGAGAACGGGUGAAAGCCUGGUGAUAUUCUCCGGGGGGCUGCCCACGGACAAGCCGGGGAGGACGCACAGCAUCACGGUCCUCAACGGGAAGAGCACCACGGUGUUGGAGAUGGAACACAGCGUGGUGGACUUUGUCACGCUUUGCGAGACGCCACACACUGCAGACUACCAAGAACCGUACGCGAUAGUGGUACUCCUGCAGAACGACCUGGUGGUGAUAGACCUGCUGUCCCCCGGGUACCCGUGUUUCGAGAACCCCUACCCCAUGGACAUCCACGAGUCGCCCGUCACCUGCUGCUCCUACUUCGCAGACUGCCCCUCGGAUCUGAUCCCCGCGUUCUACUCGGUGGGCAGACAAGGCAACAAGAAAGCGGCCGGCUUCAGCGAGAAGCUGUGGCCCAUCAACGGCGGCGAGUGGGCGCCCGCCUCCUGCUCCUACAGCGAGAUCAUACUCACUGGCCACGCGGAUGGCAGCGUAAAAUUUUGGGAUGCGAGCGCGGGCACCUUACAAAUAUUGUACAAAUUAAAAUGUUCUAAAGUUUUCGAGCGCCGCAGCUCCAGCACGGCGGGCUCCAACUACGACGAGACUCCGCUCGCCAUCCAGCAGCUGGCGCUGUGCGCGGAGUCCCGGAGGCUGGCCGUGGCGCUGCCGCACGGACACGUGGUGCUGUUCAAGUUCCGCAAGGCCGAGGCAGUCUCCGAGACACACGUGCUGGAAAUACCGGUGAUAUCGGACUCGCUGGAGGAGGAACCUUCGCCGGAGCCCGAGCCUCACGCGGAGUCCGAGUCGAGAAGAGUUAGCUCGGCGUGCGGCGCGGGCGCGUGGGCGGGGUCGCCGGGCGCGCUGCGCGUGCGCGGCGCGGCGGGCACGGGCGGCGCGCGGCGCGCCCCCGGCUUCCAGCCCGCGCUCGUGGCGCUGCAGCUGGGCCCGCCGCACGCCGUCGCCGCGCUCACCAUCAACUCCUCCUACGGCCUCAUGGCGUGGGGCGGCGAGCGCGGCGUGGUGGUGGCGGACGUGUCGCGGCGCGCGCUGCUGGCCGCGCUGCCCAGCGCCGCGCUGCACGCGCCCGACGCGCGCCGCGAGCGCCCGCGCUCGCCCAGCCUCGACCAGCCGGAGGAGGGCCCGCCUCGGCCCUCCCCCGCCAGCCCCGAGCCCGCGCCGGACGCCGCCGACGACCGGCCGAAGCCCGACGCCCGCCGAAAGUCGACUUCGUGGAAAACCUUCAAUCUGAAACGGCAGCUCUCUAGAGUGGAUCUCAAGUUCAAGGCCGCGUUCGGUCCGAGCGAGGGCGCCGAGGAGGGCGCGGAGGCGGACGCGGCGGAGGCGGCGGAGGCGGCCGCGUCGUCGCCGGACAGCGACGAGGCGCGCGCCGAGGAGGACAUGUUCGAGCGCAUGCACCGCGAGCUGGCGGCGCGGCGGCCGGACGACGUGUACGAGCGCAUGCACCGCGAGCUGCAGCAGCGCUGGCAGGAGCCGGCGGCGCGCCCGGCGUCGCUGGCGCUGCCGGCGCGGCCGCGGCGGGCGCGCGAGCCGGCGCCGGCGCGGCUGUCGGUGCCGGACAUCCGGCCGCGCCGCCGCGCGCCGCCCGCGUCGUUCGCGGGCUCGCUCAUGCGCCGCUUCAGGGAGUUUGUAGCGCGCUUGUGUCCGCCGUGCGAACCCCGCCGGGAGCAAGUAGUGGCAGUGGAGACCCCGCGGCGGAUAGACAAGCUGGACAGCUCCUUCUCGAGGUCCCGCAGCAGCAGCAUCUCCAGCUUGGAGAACAUCACGCAGGAGGGCAUCCAGUGCCUCGCCUUCGCUGAUAGCUAUACCAAGAAGUCUGAUCCGACGACGUUACUCCCGACGCUGUGGAUCGGCACGACGCAGGGCUCGGUGAUGACGAUGAUGAUCAGCUUGCCCGAGGCCGACCUGAGGCACACGCAGCCCGUCGUCAUCUCCUCCAGUGGAGGUCCUCUAUUUAGGUUAAAAGGGUCAAUCUUAACGAUGUCCUUUCUCGACUGCAACGGUGCUUUAAUUCCCUAUUCUUACGAAAGUUGGAAAGACGAUAGUAAAGACCCCCGGGAGCGACGGGAGCGAACGCCGACGAAACAGUCGUCGUCCUCAUCCGGCAGCCGGAUGUCGCCCACGCCGGGCGCGGAGCCGGCGGCCGGCGACCGGCAGUUUGUCGUCGUGGCCUCAGAGAAGCAGGCCAGGGUUGUGGCGCUGCCCAGCCAGAACUGUGUCUACAGGCAACAGAUCGUUGAUACGGACUUCGUGGUGAAGGCGGAGAUUGUCAGUCUGAAAGACAGUGUCUGCCUGGUGAACUACCUCUCGACGGGUCACCUGGUGGCCUACAGCCUACCCUCGCUGCGACCUUUAGUGGACGUCGACUUCCUACCUCUUUCCGAACUCAGCUUCCAGACACAAUCCAAACAGAGGGGUAUCGUAGACCCAAUGCUCUCCAUUUGGGGCCAGCAACUGAUUGUAAACGAGGACACGGACCAGAUAGCCAAGACCUUCUGCUUCAGCAACCGAGGACACGGACUGUACCUGGCCUCGCCCACUGAGGUACAGAAGUUCACUAUUGAUGCGGAAUUUUGCCAGCAACUGAACGAGAUGCUGGGCGAGUUGUUCCUGCCCCGGGACAUGCCGGAGCCCCCCAAGGAGUCUUUCUUCAAGGGCCUGUUUGGAGGCGGAGCGCGACCGCUGGAUAGAGAGGAGCUGUUCGGCGAGGGCAGCGGCAAGCCGAACCGCGCCGUGGCGCGCCACAUCCCGGGCGCGCACGCGCCGCUGGAGCAGCUGGGCGCGCGCGCGUCCUCGGCGGCCGGCGAGGUGGCGCGCGCGCACAUGCUGGUGCUGGAGCGCGGCGACAAGCUCAGCCAGCUCGAGGACCGCACGGAGAGGAUGCACAUGCAGGCCGGCGAGUUCUCGUCAUCCGCGCACCAGCUCAUGCUCAAAUACAAGGACAAGAAGUGGUACCAGCUGUGAACGCCCUUCCACACACACGACGGCUGUUUUUGAUACGGAACCAUUUAAAAUAAGAGCUGGCGGUUCUUGGGGACUCCAAAACGAUCGAACUGAAAAUAAAGGAAAUCCUAAUAUUUUCUACCAAUUCAUUGCGUUUCUAGUUUGGAAUCCCCAACAAUCUUCUGCCAGAUAUCUCUAUUAGGACGCCGCAACUCGGCCGAGUGCCAGCAGCUCGGCCGAGCGGCUCGGCCGUGUGAACUAGGAUAGUCGGCGCCCGCGACUGCGCCCGCGCUAGAGCUUAGCUAACCACGUAGAGAUCUUAUGAACCUAACUUUAACUUUAUCAUUGGGCGUGUCUCGAAAAUAAUGAACGCACAAUUUCUACAUUCGCUCUCGAGCAUUUUCAUUCCAAACGGAAAUGGGUUAUCGAACAAACAUUUUGUAUCGUCAUCCUUAUCUCACUAAUACUGUCAGUAUGAGACGGCGAUAUACAAUGGCGGUUCGGCAGAUGAGUGUCGACGGGAAUGAGUUUUAGCAAGCCGACAGUAGUCCCGCUUUCUACUCGCCGUUCAAUUAUUUGUGGCCUCUCUUACUCUAAACUACUCUCUACUCGGGGCUAGUUGACACUUGAACGGUAAAUUAUCUGCAAUCGUACGAAGGAAAUUAAAUUCAACUGUUUUGUGAUGCUCAAAACACAAUUCUUUAUUUUUCUUUUUUUAUUUCAAUACUUUUGUUUUAAAAUAUCGGUAGCAUUUGAAAAAGGUACUUUUAAAUAUAUCGUGGUAGGGAACCUUUCAAUGCCUCUUGUCAUCGUUUGUCGACUAACCCGUUUUCGCAGUGUAAUAUUGUAAAUACUGGAAGCAGUUUCCUGACCGUAGCAAAUUUCGUCUACAAUUUUGUUCGCGACGGUCCCUCUACGCGCUGUCCCUUUUCUUUCCGGCUGUACCCAGCUCAGGGAUUCCUUUGUAGCGUCAACGUACCUAUGUUGUGUUAGUACCUCACGCAUGAACUUGAGAUUAUAAUUAUUUAUCGUUAAUAAUAAUGAAAUAACAAGUAGUUGUAAAUUUUAUAGAUACGAUCAAAACAAAAUUAAACUUAACGAUAAGGGGACGACGUCGAUUUGUAUAAAGUAUUAAGUAAAUAAAUAAAUAAAAUGAUACUAAUAAAGAUUGGAAAUUUAAGCAUUGGAUGACAAUAAUUUUUGUUACUCUCCGUUGCGCGGCCGCGCGUUGUCCUCCGGUCAGUUCUCGCCGCGGACCAAUCAGUGUCGUGUCCGCGUCUGUAGCGAUAGCUCGUGUAAGCUGCGCCCGCGCCGUGUGUCUCGCAGCGACUCGCUCCUUCGCCGCUCCGACGUCUUCGUCCAAUGUGUCACCCGCCUUACUUAGCUUCAACUUUUAUACUCUUUAGAGAUGCUAGUUUCGUUGUUAUCGUACGUAUUAUUAGCUUAACUUCAUUGUCGGAUGCCAAAAGUUUGUAUUCAGCAAGCUCCUUGUAUUAUAAUCAUAUUAUUAUUGUCUACGUUAUCGUCGCUAUGCGAUUUAAAGUCAUCUAUUUAAUUUAGUUGAUUGACAGUUCCGGUGUAGUGCAGACCAGAUAUACAUUACUAUAUUGAAGUAUGAAUGAAUGUUGUUAUUGUUGCGCAAAUAGCCGCACUUGUAAUUAUUGUAAAGUACAUGAUGUAAUGUCAGUCGUUAGAGCGAAACUUGGCGCGUUUUAACCAGAUUAUUUUGUUAUUUAAACUUGUUCUGGGAUUUUAAUUGGAGAAGUUAUAUUUUCGUAGUUGAACUUUACCGGUUUUACAAACGUUUUAAUGAAUAUCAGCUCGCCCGGGUUCGCCCGGAUAUCCGGAUCGCAUAUCAGCCGAGUAUCGUCGGCCAGUAGUUCAGCGAGUGCUGUCUCGCUCUAUCCUUCAUCUCAACGUCAUGUAGGUCUCGCUCACGCAUCUAGAUUCGUCAUCGUUUCCAGAAGACUACUGCUAGCAAUACCUAUAUUUAGAGUUUCUGCGCAACAAAUGUUUAUAAGAUUUAUGAUAUAGUUUAUCUGCGUUACAUUGCGUCGCUCCGACAGUUCCCUCGCGCCCUCUCUCUGUGCCCUCGUCUAUUGGAAUCCGGAACACUAUCACAAGCCCCCUAGUAACGAAAGUUGUCAAGACUUUGUGAACAGACCACAGAACAUGGGAGAAUCAAAAUUCCUCAUUUCUCCACUUUUGCCCUAUUGUUUUUCUAUAUCGAAUUGAUUAAAUAAGUGUAGCACGUCUUUCAAGUCUUAUUUUAUGUAAAUGUGUGCACAUAACUUUUUACUUUAUAAGUUUCGAAUUUCCAAGUACGCCCUUUGAAUUGAUAAAACCAUCUCUAGUCAUGAGAGCAGAGAGACGUCGCGAGUCAUUGCCGGUGUCCUGUUGAAUGAGAUACAUAUAAUAUUACAAAGUUUACAAGUUAAGUUUCUCGAUUUUAUUCAUUGUUAAUUAGAACUUAACGCCCGACCGUCCGGUCCUACGGCAGCCGGGCGCCGUCCGUUGUGACCGGACGGCCGGACGAACUAAACGCAAUUUUCCAUUUUGACGCCGAUUCAUUUGGAAAUUAUGGGACUAAAUUAAUGUAAGGUUUGUAAAUAAAUAAUAAAAACUUGUGGCAAAUUAUUACUUGUUAAUCUGUAAUAAUUGUAGUUUAUUUCGGCAUUAUUUUGUAUGGAUUAGACGACUGUCUCUGUUUUAAUAGUUCGGUUAUGAUGAAAAUAUAAAACUAUUACUUAUACAUACUGUAUAUAAAGGAUGCUGUUGAAUUAUAUUGAUUAUUUAGUUUGGUAGAUGAUUAUAGUAAUUAUAUAUAAAUAAAUUAUGAGAAUAUGAAAAUAAAAUUAUAUCAAAAUA